Molecule: messenger RNA, 1519 nt
Organism: Paramecium pentaurelia
Lineage: Eukaryota; Ciliophora; Oligohymenophorea; Peniculida; Parameciidae
Source: the annotation of a GenBank genome assembly
AUGGAAGUAAACUUUAAUUAACUUGACAUCCUUUUAAGAUUGAUUUAAGAGAGAUCUGAGGAUGUUCGAGUGAUGACAACAAUAAAUUAAUAGGUGCAAACUAAUUAAAAGACCAUCGAUAUUGAAUUCAAUUAAGUUUAACAAUCCCUUAGACAAAUGGGAUUUAAAGUAAUAGCUAUGAAAAAACAUGAUAAACCUAGGUAGGAUGAAGAAAACAAAAUUUUAGAGUAUCUUUCAAAAAUCAAUACACUAAAUCUUCCAGAGAGGAUGUAUAUUUAUAAAUUUUGUUAAACUAUAAUAAAAUUGUUCAAACCAGAGAUGCAAAUAGUAAGAUUUAAUUAAAAAGAUACAAAAGACCUUCUUUUAAUGUUUAAAUAAUAUUUCAUGGCCGAGAAUAAUAUUGAAAUUUUAUAAUAAAUCCAAUAACUUAUGAUGGAUUAAGAAUUUAAAGUAUUUUAUAUAAUCCAUAUAGCAGAUGACCUCAGCAUUAGUCCUAAUAAAGAUUUUAGUGAACAAAUCAAGAGAGGAUUUUCAUAAUUUGAUUCAAAGUACAUCUGCUAUUGUUAUAUCAAAAAUAAAGGCAAAGCUAUCUGAACAACAAUAACAACAAAAACAUAUAAUUAAUGAAUAACAAAAAUCAACUGAACUCUAAGAUCCAGGAUCCAAUGAAAGCCCUAAAACCAAGCUUUGGAUUUAGAGAAAAGGCAGUAAAUAAAGAGAAUCAUCAAGCUCUUUGGUUUAUUAAAAGCCUACAAUCAUUCUCAGAUCAGUCUCGAUGGUAGAUAAAUUACUAGUUGCUUAAUCUUAGUAAUAAUCUUAUCAAUAAUAAUUGAUGUAAUAAUAGUAAUAGAUGUAUAUUAAUCCAGAAAGAGAAUUAAAAUUAUAAUUAAGAGCACAAUAAAAGAAAUUAAAAAAGAAGUUGCAUUCUAAUUAUAAAGCAAUUAUAGAUGUGGACUUUGAUAAUUAUUGGGCUAUGCACAUUAUUUUGAAAAAGAAAUUCAUAAAGCAUUCAGACAAAUAUUGUAAUUUAUAAAUAUAUAUAGUUUUACAAAGAGGUGGAUUCUACAUAUGGAGUUAAUUAAAGUUGUUUAAUUAAUCUAUUAGAUAAACUAUAAACAACUAUUAAUUAAAAAGAAAUGAUAGUAUUUAGGCAGAUAAAUUGACAAAUGAGUAAAUUUAGGAGAUACAUCGAAUAUAUAAUACUACUUGCUAAUCACCAAGAAAGCUUCCAUAAUUGCCAAAUGUUUAAUUAAAAUCAUAAAGCCCAUAAAUCAUAAAAUAAAAUAAGUUUGUCUAAAAUUUAUCUUUUUUACCAUAGCUAUAAUUUAGAAAUUAACAACUUAUUUAACAAUAAUAAUAAGCUUAUUCGCAAGUUUCAUAGAAGCCAAUAUCAUUUUAUGAUCCAAAUAAAGAUUUUACUACAUCAGCUUAGAGGUCUAAUAAAUCAUUAAAUCUAUCUUAAGACUAGAUUCGCCACAAAAAAUCUGAGCAUAAUUCCGAAAUAAUUCUCUACAAAUGA